AUGGAAACCAGUUUACUAUUUCAUUCCCUGCCUUUUAUUCGGAGCCUAGCUUUAAAAGUCUUUCCUCAAACACUCCCACAAUCAAUUCAGUACAUUUGUUUCCCUCUCGCCAUUACAAUUCUCUCUCUCUUUCCGAUAAUGCUUCCUGACCAUCUCCAGACAACCACAUCUUACGCUACUUUUCUCUCUCUCUCUCUCCCUUUCUCUGUCUCUCUUUGUCUCCUCCUCUCUCUCCUUCACUCUCCUUCGCGCUCAAGUUCCUUCUCCCUCGAUCUCUCUUUUUCUUGUUCUCCUUCUCUCUCUCCUUCGCUCUCCUUUGCGCUCACUCUCCUUCUCUAUGCUUUCUCGCACGCCUUCUCUCCCUCUCUCUUUCUCUUUCGCUCUCUCUCCUUCUCGCUCGCCUUCUCUCUCUGUCUCGUUCUCCUUCUCUCUCACAACAGGCAACUUCUGAUUAUUUAUUUAUUUUUUGUUAGAUUAAUUUAUGAGUUUGGUUAUGGUGUCAAUUCGGAUCUAUGUGAUGGAAGAAAUGAAAUGUGUUGGAUAAGUAACAUUGAAAAACGCGUGGAAAAGUGUUGCUUAGGGUUGGGGUAUGAAUCGACAUAUUAA
Molecule: messenger RNA, 606 nt
Organism: Acanthosepion pharaonis
Lineage: Eukaryota; Metazoa; Mollusca; Cephalopoda; Sepiida; Sepiidae
Source: the annotation of a GenBank genome assembly